UACAUGUAUCGUCUAGCCUUUUGAUCGCUACUUCGAGUCUUCGAGUUUAGUCCCUGUGUGACUCGGUCUCGGGCCAGUCUACAUGUAUGUGAGCGUUCUACGCAUUUGCUGGAGGAGGGUAGUAGCGGUAUCUUGGCGGCCGUGGACUGGUGGUGGUGGUGGUGGUAGCGUUCAUAUGUUGUUUUGAUUUCUCACUAACCUGCCGUCGAGUUGGUGAGGGAGGUCCUGCGAGCCUGCUCUACCACUGGUGUGUGGUAAGCAUGGCGUCGACGAAACGUGAUGUAGCCGAGCUGGAGGCCAUGACUGGAAAGCUGAAGCGACAGUUCGACUCGCACCUUUUCUGCCUGGACCAGAAGGCUACGAACAAGUUGGAGAUACUGCAAGAGUGGCACGAGUACCUGCGAAAACGCGUGGAGCUCGAGGGUGAUUAUAACAAGAAAUUAGAAAGCUGCAGCGAUCGCUUUCUGGAACGUGUGACGAGAUUGCGAAGUUCUACGUCAACGAAGGGUGUGGCCCCAACACCAUCCUCAACCACCAGUGACUUGCUGUAUGGCAUGCUAGCGGAAGCUAAAGCCCUCGCUGGACGGCGUGCGCACUAUUCAGAUCAGCUGAACAACGACGUUUUGAGUCGAAUCGACAUGCUUAUCAAGGACACCAACCUCAUCGCAAAGAAGGUGAGAGAAAUUGGAAUCGGUAUGCACGAAGACAUGAUGCGGUCCCAUCGUGAUUUGACAGAGGCAGCCAGGGCGUACCAUGCUGCGUUUUCCACGAUGUCUGAGUCUCAAGCCAAGCUGGUCAAGUUGCAGGCGCGAAGUGCGAAGGGCAAGAAAUCGGCCACAAGUGAGAAGGACAAGAAGAAGGAAAUGAAGUUGAUCACAACAAUGAUGGCUAACAAGCGAGACGUCAUCAAGGCGCGGAACCAGUACAUUCUGCAUCUGAAAGGUGCAAACGUGCACACGCAGCGAUACUUCUCCAAAGGUCUAUUUGAGCUAUUUGAGUAUGCUGAUUAUGACUUCCAAUGGUCAGUCAGUAAGAUCUACAGUGUGCAGAGUGAAGCAGAGAUAGGCAUGAGUGUGGUGGCACGGGAGGCCGCUGACUCCGGUAUCAAGCAGUGUCAAAAACUGGAUACCAAGCAGGAUCUGCAGCGCUUCAUGCAGGACUUCGGCAACUACUUUUACCCACCGCCCGAGUUUCAAUUUAUACCGGCCAAGAAGGAGGAGCCUCAGCAUCUCACGGUCAUUGACGGUAUAUUUGAGGAGAUGAACAAGGAGCGAGCGCAGCUGUUCGAGAAACUCAGUCGUCUGCACCUGUCUGUUGAAGAGGAAACCAAGACACUAGAAUGUGUGGAGAAGAAUGUCGCCAAUGUACAAUCCUUGAUCUUUGACAGUGGCAAAGCGAAGCAGCCAACAGGCAGCCUGUCUGCAGCUGAUGUCGCAGCAAAUGCAUCGACUGAGCCUGAGGAAGAUCCCGGACCCCCGCCGCCUGACGUACAGAGGAAAGCCUCGACCAAUCCAUCGGGUCACUCUCGGUCUACCAGUGUUGGCAAUGUGAAGAGUGGUAUCAUGAAUGAACGCAAAGAGCACAUGGACUUUCUAUACAGUGUGCUGCAAAGGAUAUCAAGCAACAAAACGUGCCUUGACAAGUGGGACUCGCAGCAUACGUUAAUGGAUAAUACACUCGCAAACUUGACGGAGCAGGAUGUCUAUAAACUGACGCAAAUUGAAGUUCAACAGACCCUUGGCGUGGCAAGGGCAACGAGACCUCUGCCAAAGCUAUUCGGUGGAAGUGUCGAUGAGUACUGCCUAGCAAGCGGUGAUCCUGUGCCUCUGGUGGUUCGUAGUUGCUGUAAACACAUUAAUAUACAUGGGUACAAGACGGAAGGUGUAUUUCGAGUGCCUGGUCCGGCAAACGAAAUUGAUGAGCUAAAGCAGAAAUUUGAGCAAGGUAUUGACCCGUUGAUUGACAAUGAUCUCGUUGAUGUGCAUGCUGUCGCUAGUCUUCUCAAGCAGUACUUCCGUGACUUGACAGAGUCUAUGUUCCCCGCGUCAAUGUACCACUCGCUUAUUGCUGUGCAUCCGGGAGCUGGAGAUGAGAAUCGCCGAAUGAUUGACGAGGUCAGACGAUUAGUACACAGCCUGCCCGUGAACAGACAACAUCUGCUGCAGUUUCUAUUCAAGUUUCUAGAAGACUUUUCCGUAUUUUGUGAACACACAAAGAUGACGGGUAGUAAUAUUGCGCUGGUCUUUGGGCCCACGCUGAUCGGCAACCCGCCCAUGGAUCCUCAGAUCAUGGCGCAGGGCAUGCCGCUGGUCAACCGCACCUGCUUGUUCAUGCUGGACAAUCGGCUGGAGAUCUUUGGCGACCCGGUGGUUGAUGAUGUCAAUGACGGUGGUGGUAGUGGUGGUGGCAAGGCUAGUGCGCCACCUGCACCUGCAGCACCUGAUUAUGAAAUUGACUAUCCAGUACCGCCAGCGGACGAGCCUAAGGCCGACGUGCCGCCGGAACCGACGUCGCCAACAUACGCGGUGCCAGAGUCGUCUGAUGGCGCUGCUACGUAUGACACCAUGGAGAACCAGGGACCAGAGUUCUACGAGGAGCAAUACGCAGCAGCUUAUCAGAAAAUCUCUGGUGGCGCCAACGAGGAGAUGGUCGAGCCCGACUCCGACUCGGAGACUGAUGGAGAGCUAGAGGAUCAGCGCUUGGUGCAUGCACUGCACGACUACGAUGCACGCAAUGAGAAGGAGCUGAGCUUCAAACGCGGCGAGACGAUCGAGGUCUUCCAGUUGACUGCUGAUGGCAACUGGUGGGAUGCGGUGAUAGGUGAUUCACGCGGUUAUAUUCCGGCAAGUUAUGUCAAGGAGCUGACUAACACAGCUAUGCCACAGAGCAGCCAGACAGAUUCUGUGGACCUCUCGGCUAGCCAGUCAACGCUGGAGACAUCGCAGACAACGGUAUUUGAACGCAGCCAUUCCCAGACCAGUCAAACACAGCUAGCGCCUACAGCCGCCGGAUUGCUCACCUUACCAGAAGACGAUGAGAUGAAGAAUCGCGGUGGCAGUGGACCUGCAUCAGCACCGCAUGACAUGGAUCAUCUAGGUGAGCCACAAGAUGAGGAGAAUAGACGGCGCAGUACAGGCGAGUACGGUUCUCAUGCGUCACACCAGUUGACUGUCCAGCCGCAGACGUCAGAACCUGCCACACCCAGCUCUAGCGGCAAUGUAUCCACAUUCGGACCCGGAUCAUCAGCGUCACUGGACCGUGUUUCGGCCAAGGUAGGAAUGUUCGGUAGCCAGGGGCAAGGCUCUUCUUCAUCCCGUCCACCGCCAGUGCGUGCCAAGCCCGGCAAGCUGAAAGCCAGUAACUUCGAGCAGCUGCAAGGUGUGAUCGGUGGCGGACCACCCAUGGGUAUGGCUCCAAGGCCGCGACCAGGAGCACCGCCGGGUACAGCUGCCGUUCCCGAGGAGAACGUACCCGCUCCAACGCGGCCAGCGCCAGUCCAGGGUCAACGGCGUCCAAUGCGCCAUUAGCUGCUGCUGCUGGCUGAGAUCUAGGUGGAAUUCUGAGUUUCUGAUCAUCACCUCGACAGCCUGGCCUGAGGCAGGCAUACAUGUGAGCGGCAGCAGCGGCGGUGGGACUUUGGCCUGACAAUAGUCUCUGUAAAAGUGGAUGGGCAACAGCGUCAGCAUCAUCGGUGUCAUCAACAACUAUUUUAUUUUUUAGUCAACACGAAUGUGUGUGUGUGAGAGAGAGAGAUAGCCGGACAUGUCCCAUUCAACGAACUAUAUUGCAUUUCCGAAGCAGGACAGGAGAACGCGCGCGCGCGUGUAUGUGUGGCAAGCUCAGCAGUGCAAUAUUCCUGACAAACCGCACCAUCAGCAGGUGACCACCACCGGUAGCUGGCUUGGCUUGUUCUGAGACACGACCACUGUCAUUAGCACUGUCAUUAGCAUGGCAACAGCUGAAGGUGGCUACACCUGCAUGCUCAGCAUCAGCACUCCAACCAGCAUUGACGAAUAAGCAUGUGUGUACGUGUGUGUGUGUGCGCGCACACGUGUAUGCGUAUGUAUGCGUAUGCGUGUGUGUGUGUUGUCCAAGCACAUUGACAUUGUCCAAGUCAACUUCACCACCAAUGCCAGUCAGUCCUGUAACAGCAACAUAUGUACAUACCCACCUGUAUUCUACACUGUUCCAUAGUCAAUGCUCAUGUUUAUGUACAAUGCAAACGUAUGUGUACAUGCUAGCGUGUCGCAUUUCAGUUCAUUCCCAUGAAUUCACAUUUACUGCCCCCCCCCCUCCCCUUCCCUUUCCACCCCCUUCUCAUAUCGCUAGAUUAUUGGAGAUAAACUUGACGCUGUUGCUGCUGCCGCUGUUGCUGCUGACAGAGAAAGAGCUAGAACACAUGAUAUGCCAGAUUACCCCCUCUGCUGCAGCCAAUCGCCACUGUCAAUAUCCACAAUUACCCAGGUCCAGGCAGCAGGGGCCAUUUGCAUCAUUAUUUUCUUCUCCCGUUUAGCUACUACGUCAUUCUAUCACUGCAGUUUGAAUACUUUCUGCAGGGCAUGCGGAUGCCAGAGAAACACAGUGCCCGUCACCAUCAGCUACUCCUCCUUUGCUUCUGCUGUUUCCUACUACUAACUUCUGCCUACUCUUUGGCACUGCGUUGCUGCCCUGCCCGACCCCAAGAAGCCAUCAGUGAGUGAUGACAUGAUGGCAUCUUCUCAACGUCUUCAGAGUUUUAUGCUUUCCUUGAUCGUUGGCUUUGCAUUUAUACCGUGCGUAUAUGCUAGUUGUUCUCAUUUCUAUUCGUUGCCAUAACCGGAAUGCAUUCAGCAGGGCCCUGGUGCUGGUCCGUGCCUUACAGUUUCUAAUAAUCCGAGCAUUGUUUUCUAACCGA
Molecule: messenger RNA, 4894 nt
Organism: Sycon ciliatum
Lineage: Eukaryota; Metazoa; Porifera; Calcarea; Leucosolenida; Sycettidae
Product: rho GTPase-activating protein 4-like
Biological process (GO): signal transduction; negative regulation of cell migration
Cellular component (GO): cytoplasm
Molecular function (GO): protein binding
Source: RefSeq, a predicted model, not a curated record